Molecule: messenger RNA, 11937 nt
Organism: Porites evermanni
Lineage: Eukaryota; Metazoa; Cnidaria; Anthozoa; Scleractinia; Poritidae
Source: the annotation of a GenBank genome assembly
AUGGAGGGUGAGCAGGUCGAUUUAAAGAAGAAUUUGUUUGCAAUAUUUCGUGGGAAAAAAGUCCUUCUUACGGGAGGCGGAGGCUACUUUGGUCACAAGCUAGGAAAUGAACUUAAGAUGCAAGGAGCAGAGGUGGUUUUAUUUGACAUUUUUUGGCCCUUUGAUGAGAUGGCUUACACUCGCAUGAAAUGCAUCCAGGUUUGUGUUUAAAACCCUUGUGAAGAAAUCCAUAAGCAAAUUACGGUAGCUUUAAUCUUAUUUCCUCUGAAUCUUUCUUUUUGACUUGAAUACAAUCAAAGGUAAAUAGCGGGCAGAAUGGAAUUAUUUGUUCUUUUGUAAACAGAUGUUUUCAUUCCCGUCAUUCUUGGGCCCGGGGGGGUACUCCCAUACAUUACCUAUACAGGUAUGUGCCGCCCAACAGGGUCGUGAUUUUGAAGCUCCUGAUUUAGAACGGGGUAUCCAAUUCAGAGGCGUUUUCUAGAAGGGGGUAUAAAAAAUUGUGGAUCACAGCUUUAUCUUCUGCUUAAAAUUGUUGCUGAUUAUGAAGAAGCAUUUAUUUGAUGUAUAAGUAUAAUAAAGAAAAAUCCUUUUAAAAAAACAGGGCUAUUUCAAUUCACAAACUUUCUAGAACGGAGUAUAAACAAUUGGCCCAUUUCCAGAACGGGGCAUCAGUUUUAGGGCGAAUUCUAGAAUGGGGUGUAAAAAAAUGGCCCAUUUCUAGAACGGGGUAUCAAUUUUAGGGAAUAUUUUUUUUAGAACGGGGUGCCAAUUUGGAGUCCCGGGUGGCACAUACCCACCCAAAAAAUACCCAAGUGCCCCCCCGGGGGGGGGGGGGGGGGGUUCUUGGGACCUUGGUCCGGGAAGGGAAUUCUUGGUGGGAGUGUGCCAUCCUGUUCUCCAAACCCUGACCCUAUUUCAGACCAGACAAUUUCAUUUUUCACACCCAUUUUUCAGACCAGACCUCUUAAAUCCUUCCUCUUUUUCAGACCAGAAAUAUUAUGUCACGAUUACUUAGAAUUAUAAUAGGGAUGAGAGCACAAACAAAAAAUUUUUUCAAAUGCACUUUGAAUUCUCAUAUUUCUAGUUCUUUCUUAGUCAUUUAAAAUUGAAAGGAUCAAUUAUGUCCAUAUGCUCCUGUAGUUCCCUCGAAAACAAUACUCAAUUCCAGACCAAAAUGGGCAAAGCCUAUACCCGUUUUCAGACCAAAAAGGCCCAAAAACCAUAUCCUUUGAGACAGCACAUACCUAUAUGGCUUAUAAAAGGGAGUGCUGGGACUCUGCAAGGGUGUUAUCCUUUUCUAGAUUAGGCACUUACUGCUACCCUGUCAUAUGCCAACCUUGAGCUUCUCUAUGGGUAUUUCCUACAAAAUCCAAGUCACAACGAUUGCUUGAUGAAGGAACAAUUGUUAGAUUAAAAUGACAAUCGCAUUGCCAUUUCAGUCAAGUUUGUCUACGUUAGUCGUGCAAUGAUGGUAAAGAAACCUGUCAAAUAGUGUGAUGAAUGUUCAGAGUUUUUGCUAAAGCGUAUUUUCUCAUUUUUGUCAUUGUUGUAGCUGUGCUGAGCUUGCUAGCUAAUAGCGUUACCAUGCAAAAAUUCUUGAUAUGUGAGGAUUUGACCUAAAAAACCCACAAUUUGACAGAAACUUGAUUUGACAUCCACAGGUACCCAUACCGAUCAGGCUCAGCUAUUCUUACUGUUGCUAGAAAUACGUGAAUCGCAGGAAAUAAGGCAAUGGGAAAGAAAAUUUAUAACUAAAAAAACUUAAGCUAUAUAAAGAAACAAGAUAAGACUACAAUAGCUUAAAAGAAAACUGAAAGUAAAAGAAAAGAAGAGAAGAAGGAAAACAGAUAUUGCCUGGAAUCUGAAGGCUGUUUUGUUUCCACUAUGCCACGUGAAACACACUGUGAAGACAACAACAAUAUUUUAUUAUAAGCCUUUCCCCUAGAACUUCUGCCAGCUGCCCUUUAUAAAGUUGAUUGAGCCCUCUUAAACACAAAUUCAAAGAUACUUUUCAGAAGAAUGACUGCUGUUUUGACCAUGAAAACCCAACAUAAACUUAUUUCAUCGUAUUUAAAGAUUAGAUGGCCAGCUAAGUCGAUAUGAUAUAAACUCGCCUGCGAGCAAGGCAUGUUUUGUUACCUUGAUUUUUGCUCAUAUCUAAUGGCCAAUUAUUCACAAUAUUAUUGCUUCCAUUUGCCCGUAAAAAUACUUUUUGCAUUCAAAACUCAUUGCAAAGAGCACAUACCAACUCCUAAAACGGCGGCUAAAAAACCCAUGGCAAACAGAUAGAAAUAUGGCCAAAGCAAGCUAGAUGCUCCUCAGUGUUAACUGAGGAAACUGUAACUGGAAACACAAAAUGCUCCAUGACAUCACACACUACAUGACAUCAGGGUGGACACCAUCACAAUACAUGUUUCAGGUCAAAUUUGAUUUCAGGUUAAUUUUGAUUUAACCUAGGUUGAUUCUCAAUAUCCAUUGUUUCCUAGCCCUAAUACAUGCUAGGAGACAAGGGAAAUUGAGAAUCAACCCAGGUUAAAAAAAUUUAACCACAAAGCAAAUUUGACCAGAAUCUAUCUUUGUAUGGUGGCCUGUGUACCAUCUUGGGUGACAAGGAAUACAUGUACUUUUUUUUCUUAUAGAAAUCAUAUGCUGGGCACCCUGGAUUUCACAGUUUAGAGCACUGAGCUCCCUAAAGUUUUUUUUAGAGCACAGCCUUGACAAUGAUUUUUAUUGAGAUGUGAAGCACACAGGAAGUUUCCUCUUGAGUGCUUUCCAAACUUCCUACAAUCGCUUUGGUACUCAAUGUAUGCACAGCAAAAAGCAAGAUCCAUAUUGUUUUAUAACAUUGCCAAAACAGCAGUCGUCUUUGUUGAAAUGCCAUGUAAGAAGCAAUUCACCUCGCCACAUGUUAAUUCUCCUCUAUAGUGGUUAUUAUUUUUCAGGCAGGUACAAAAGUCGGACCGGAUCAACUCGGACCGCCAGUCCGGGUCGGAUCAACUCAGAUCGACUCAGACCAACUCGGAUCGAAUAAAAAAACAAAAAUAUAAUAAAAUUGGACUCGGAUCAACUCGGAGAAAUCAAAAAAAUUAAAUUAAAUCAGCAAAACUGAAAGUUUAACCCAUUUGGAGGGUAAAAAAGGCCAGAUCAUCCUUUUUUUCUCCGUGGCUUUAAGGCGCCAUUUUGUUUUACUAGUGCCAGUUCCUCUCAGAUCAUAUUAUAAACUCGUGGUUGUGGUUGCGUUACACGACGCGCUCUGCUUCACGGAUAUGGAUGACCUCGAGGAAGGUAAAAUCUCGACCAUCUUUCUCAAUGAAAAGCAUCAAAAGCCUGGUCUGCUGACCGAAUUUAGAUAGUUACCGAAGAGUGUUUGUUUGUUUGUUCCUGUUUGUUUUUUUUCUGCAGGACUUCUGAAACUUAAUUUUAAUGAUACACUAGUGAGCAGCACACAUACAUUUCCAUUGAACAUUUUCAACUUGGAAGGAGGAGAAACCAUGCUCGCCCGGGACAAAGGAAAUUUCCAUGUCCCGAGCAAGAAUCGAACUCGCGACCCUCCGGUCGUUGGAACGUCCGAUAAACAUGUAGUAUUCGGAGGGUCAUGAGUUCAAUUCUCGCCUGGGGUACGAAAAUUUUCUUUGUCCCGGGCGAAUAUGAUUUCUCCUCCUUCCAAGUUGAAAAUGUUCACUGGAAGUGUAUGUGUGCUGCUCACUAGUAUAUCAUUAAAAUUAAUAAUAAUAAAAAUUAAGUUAAUUUACGCAACCAUGAGUUCGUGAGAAAAAAACAAAAUGGCGGGUGAAAGUUAAGUGAUACCGACUGAGUUUAUUUUUCCUUUUAUAAUCCGAGUUGUUGUUGUUUUUUAUGAUCCGAGUUGAUCCGAGUCCAAUUUUAUUUUAUUUUUAUUUUUUUAUUCGAUCCGGGUUGGUCUGAGUCAAUCUGAGUUGAUCCGACCCGGACUGGCGGUCCGAGUUGAUCCGGUCCGACUUUUGUACCUACCUUUAUUUUUCCUUAGAAAAUUCACUAUUCAGUGUGUUUUAACAAAUAGCCUGUCAGAUAAUUGGUAAAAAAAUAGACAUGCCUGUUUGAUAUCUGAAAUGCACACAUAAAUAACGUGGACUGGAUGUCUGGGCAUUGUAAAUGCUUGGUCAAAUUUUUUAUUAUGCACACAGAACUCAAGGAACCAAGUCCUUUUAAGAAUUAUCUUUUUUGAAUCUUAUAGGGAUUUAUGUUGUCUUUGUGCUCAAUGCUUACUCAAAUGAUUGCAUGUUUUCAGGGAGAUUUAACCCAGAAGGAAGAUGUGGAACAAUUAUUCAGUAACCAUCAGUUUGAUACAGUAUUUCAUUGUGCAUCAUAUGGAAUGUCUGGCAGAGAACAGGUAUGUGUUUUAAGGGGUGGAAGAUCAUGGUUCAAACCUUUUUUAGAAGUGAAAACAAGGAUCAGGCAGUCUGCAGUUGAUUCCAACAGAUAAGCUUAAUUUUGUAUACCUCAGAUGGAGCAGAGGUUUCUUGCUUGCAGGACUUGUAGCAUUUACAAAGUCGUUCACAUGGCUUGUCUGUCACGUAGUUGGUUUGUUUACGUCCUGUGUAUAAAACAGGCCAAGUACAGAACUGAUAAGGCACGUGAAUGACUUUGGUAACGUUAAAAGCCAUGCAAGAGAGAAACCUUUGCUCACAGGGUAAAUUUUGUAUUGCCAUAAAAUCAAACUUAGUCAUCAAGUGUAAAAUAUGUAAAGGCUGAGACAUCAGAGCUCGCCUGAUUACCAGCAGACCUAUUUUGUAUGAAAAUUAAAACUACCAUUUCUUUCAUGCCAGUAAACAGGAAACAUGGCCAAAACAACAUGUUCUCCUCAAUUUUUAGACUGUAACAUUUUUUUUUUCAGUUAAACAGAAGGAAGAUAGAGAUGGUGAAUGUUUUAGGAACCAAACUUGUCAUUGAAGGUCAGAUAUAAUUCCUUACAAAAUUAUAAUAUUAUUGUGCUUGUUAUUUAUUUACCACAGGAAAACAAACACUUGAAGAUGCAAACUGAAAUGUAAUGCAGUUGAAGCUCUUCGGACCAGACACUCUUACAAAUGACCAGCUCUCAUUAUGAGUUGUGAAACCCCAUUUGAACUGUGACCAAAAAGCCUUGUAAUGAAUUAAAAGCUGUGUCUUUUUAACUCUCAACAUCCUGAUUCACACCUCUCUUUCUUACUUGAUCAACCUUCACCCAUCCAUUACAGUACCACUCUCACUUCUAUCUUAUGUUUUACUUCCUUAAACAUAUAUGUUUGUAAAUGUGGAGAGCUGACCGGUAUUUCUACUACUCUAUUACUUUUGAAGGGUUGAACUAUUAGGAAUUUCUAAAAUGAUUUUACACUGUAGACUUGGGCGUUAAUGAAAUGGCAAACCAGGAGAAAACACACAUGUACUUUAAAGCAUCUGAUUCUUUGAGACAGUAGAGUGUUCAGAAAAUAGCAGGAAAUUAAUAUGUCUUGCAAACAAUGAUCUGUAUUUACUUUUGCGCAGGUACAUUAAAACUGUAACUUCUAGAUGACAUUGAUUAAAAGUCUGCUUGUUUGUUUGUAGCUUGUUGCAAAUACAAUGUGGCACACUUGGUUUAUACCAGUACUUAUAAUGUGGUGUUUGGUGGACAGAUAAUACAAAAUGGGGAUGAAUCUUUACCUUAUUUACCACUAGAUAAGGUUAGUUCAUGUAAAUUAUUUUUGUAAUAGGGAUAUAUUAACAUGAGAGAUCACAAUAAUUAUUAUUAUGUGGCUAAAUCUGUUUUUGCCCUGGAUUAAUCAAUUUGCAGUCCAUGAACAGAGUACAAUUUUGAAAAGCAAAUUCUCAUUUUGCAGGUCUGAAUUUGCUAAUCUGAAAAAAAAUAUUUAAAGAAAGUGAACAUAUAUCACUAUCUAAUCAGUAUCUAUAAACCCUAUUGGUUAGAGUGCUUCAACAGUAUCACACAGGCUUUCAGGCUUUCUCUUGGCAAGUGUUUUUUAAGUUGUCUUAAACUGCAAUGAUCUUCUUUGCAUUUAAAUUCUUAAAUGAAUAAAAUAAAAUAAAUAAUGAUUUGGAGGUAGUACAUCCACAAAGUGGUUCUUCGUCUACCUAAAUCCUGGUGGAAUUGGAAUUUGGAAAUUCUGGUUUCUGAGGAGAGGGGAAAACCGGAGUGCCUGGAGAAAAACCUCUUGGAGCAAAGGAGAGAACCAACAACAAACUCAACCCAAAUAUGGCAUCGAUGCUGGAAUUUGAACGUUAGGCCACAUAUUGGUGGGAGGCGACGGCUCUCACCACUUCACCAUCCCUUGCUCCUCCUCCCUUGCUUCUUCAUUCUGUUGUACAUGUACAAAUUAUAUGUGAAAUAUUAUUGACAUAUUUGUUGUGGUUCAAUUUUGUCCUUUGUUUGAAUUUUAUUUUCUUUUGUUUCAAACUCAUAAAUAUCUUACAUUAUCAUACCUAAAGACAAAGAAAAAUAAAAUUUAAACCAAGGACAAAAUUGGACCACAACAUAUUCUUUAUAUUUUAUAUAUGUAUAUAUUUUAUAUUCAUUGUCAUUUUAUUUGCAUCAGCAUCCAGAUCAUUAUUCACGAACAAAGUCUAUAGCAGAGCAGGCUAUUCUUAGUGCUAAUGGCUUACAACUACAAGGUAAAAAUUCCAUCCUGCCAUUUUGGAUCUAUGAACUUACUGAAUGAGCUUACUAAUAUAUUUUACUAUUUACCUCUAUGAACUUAAUAAAAGAUUGUGAUCUGUAUGUAAACUGUUUAUCAAAAAAUUCAAGUUUCAUUUCUAACUUCAAAGUUAAGUCAUUUCUGCAUUGAAGUUUUAAUAUUUUUGCUGUUAAUUGCCCUUAUAAUAAAUAAUAUUCAUUCUAAUUUUACAAUAUUGCUACUGUCAUAGGAAACUAACUGUUUAAUAAAUUGGACCCCACCUACUAAUUACAGGUACAGUGCUGUACCCAGCAACUUGAAAUCUUGGUGAGAGCCCUGUGACACAGUUACACACGAUUCCCAAGUAUUUGCCUUAAUAAACGUCACCUUACAGACUAGUCCAGUUUAAAUACAUUAGUAGUUGUCUUUAUUUAAAAUCUCUGUUAUUUUACAGGUGGAAACAGUCUAAAGACAUGUGCUCUGAGACCAGCUGGUAUUUAUGGGGAAGGUGAAUUACGGCAUUUGCCAAGAAUUGUGGUAAGAUACCGGUAAUUAAGUUAUUGAAUAAUAUUAAGAUUAUACAUUAGUGGGGCUUUUUGAAUAAUGACUGCUUUUACUAAUAUAGUGUAGUGUGUGUAUAGGCAAGAAUAUUGAUGUUUCUUUAUUGUGGGUGUCUUUGUUCCAAGUGCCAUAUUAUAUCCCUAUUCUUUGUCAGUGUCCCUGUAGCAGCUAAUUAUUAGGAAGGAAUAUUUUAUGGAGUAAAUAUUUGCUAUGCAUAAAUACACAAACUACCAAAGAGGCAGUGAGGUUGAGUGACAGGACGCACUAUCUGGAGGUCAGAGAACAGUGGGAAUCCCCCGGGCACUUAUCGUGAUAAAACAGUUCUGACUGGGCCUGGAAAUAUUUUUAAAGCUUUUUUAAUGAUGAAAUCACAAUUUAUUAAAUAUAUUAAUUGUUCUAAAGCAGGUAGUAUAUUGACUGUAAUAAUAAUGAAGGGUUUUUUUAGAAAAAGGUGCUCGUAACGACCUAGUAAACAGUCACAAGCACCCAUUUUCUAGGAAUCUCUUCAUUAUUACAGGGUACAACAAAUGUGCUGUCUGAUAGCCAGCGGCUAGCAGAAUGACCCAUCAGGCUAGUGGGUUUAAUAUUACAGUCCCUGGGCAAGCAACAUUUAAAAGUAAAUGUCAGUAAAAAGGGGGUUUUAGUAGGCCUGCAUGACUGUGUUGCCCUUGUAAACUCUAACAAGGGCUUGCUGAAAGGGCAAGUGAUUUUUUUUUUUUUUAAAUUAUCUCUCCCUGUAAUUGGCCAAAAGUUAUUUUGCAUCUGUGCAGAUUUGACUAAAAAAAGCCAAGUUUCCUUUCUUACGCUACAGAUGCACAUACCUCACCCAGUAUUUUUGUUAACCAAUGCAUAAUAUUGUCAAAGAUUUUAACUCUGGAUUGGAGUCAUUUCAUGACUAGGUGAAGCAUGGAUCAAGGACUAUGGUUGGCAGUGACUGACGUUUUGACAACCUGUCGACUCCCAUGCCACAGGUUUUCAAGAUGUCAGUCACUACAUAAACAACAGUUCUAAUGAGCAAUAUGCUCACCAAUGGCCAGACGAUCAUGUCUUUAAAUGCAUAAUAUUGUUUUUUUUUCUCAGUCAUACAUCGAACAAGGACUUUUUAGCUUCACUUAUGGACAAGGCGACUCUGUGGUUGACUUUGUUCAUGUCAAUAAUCUGGUUCAAGCUCAUGUUUUAGCAGGAGAAGCUCUUCAUGCAUCUAAAAAUGCAAUUGCUGUGAGUAUCUGACAUUCUGAAAAAUUAUGCAACCACAGGAUUACCAACCCAAUUUCCUCUUGCACCGGGCCCUCCUUCCAUCCGUCCACCCACACAUAAUAUUGGAGGGUGAAUCAUUACAUGACCAACAUUGAAGGUAUUGAUUGUGGUAAAAGGUUGAGUUUCCAGCUGGAAUGACUACAGAAAAAUUAUUACUUUUGAAGCUCUCCUUGCGACCACUUUUGUAAUUAUUGACUAUCUCUGGUUACGACCACCUUUGUAACUUUGUGAAACCCCAUUUGAAUUGUGACUCAAACUUGAAGGGAAGUAAAGGUUCACGGUUCAGCGCAUGCUCAGUAAUUAGAUUGCUUUUUUCCAAUUUAUUAUUAAUUCUAUCUGUUAAUAAUGUCACUCACAUGUAUCUCAGUAUUCUCAGAGUGGACGUGCAUGUAUUUCAGAGUAACCUGAAGUGGGAUGGAAGAGCACUAAAAUUGCAGAAAAAUUAGUGGAUUAUGCCAACACUACCAAUGUUAAAUGUAUUGUUGACCCAAAGGGUCCAUGGUUGAUUAAUUCACAGUUAUUUGCACCUACCUUGAUCAAGUGACUGCCAGGGGAGUGUGCAGAUUGGUUCUUUGACAACAUUAUGACAGGAUCAUAUUGCUUUCAUAGACGAUACAGCAUGCCUCGGCCGGACGAAAAACAGCAUUUUGAUUAACGAGCAUGCACUGAACGGUGAACCUGUCCAUUCAGAUGAAAAGCUCUGGCAAACGACUGCUCCUAUGAGCAACCGCAACUACCUUUGAGAUUACCCAACUGGACUUUUCCUCUGUUUUUAAGCUCUCGUAAGAGACCAGUCAGAGUCUUAUUCAUAUAAAUCGACACUUCAAUAAAACCGCACACUGCACUAACGGUUUGUUGAUAAAGAUCUUGGGGUUACUUUGGUCCAAAGAAAAAUUGGAGGUAAAGUUUAGCUGUGUCUAUACCAGAUACAAAGACAUUCAUUUAACAUUAAUUUCUUUUGUUUUUCUUCAUGAAUUAUUAAUGAGUUCCGAAACCCUAGUAAGGGACACCCUCUAUUGUUUUUAAUAACCACUGGUUGCUUAUGAGAUCUCAUUCUCGUAAGCGGCCACCUCUAGUUAUGACCACCUUUUUUAAUUUCCCAGGUGCCGGCUUACGAGAGCUUGGACUGUAUUAAACCUUUCGUAAAAUAAUGUGCCUGUUUUGACAGCUUAUGGUGUAUUUUGAUUUGUAUGAAUAGGCCAUUUUACAGUUGUGUGCUCAUGCAGUGACUUGGCCUUUGAAUAGAAGCGAGGCUGGCGGUGACCUUGUUUUGUUACAAACCUUCUUGUUUUUCAUAUGUGAAUGAUCAUGUUCACAGGCUUGGUAGCAUGAGAAUACCACGAUUUGCCGAUGAAAAGCAGGAAGGUUUUUAACAGAACAAGGUCACCACCAGCCUCACUUCUAUUCAAAGGCCAGGGCACUGAGCACAGAACUGUAAAAUGCCCUGUUGUAUAAAUUGUGUGUGUAACUAGCACAGUCACUGUACCUUUUUUUCCAGGCAGGGGAAGCAUACUUUGUAUCUGAUGAUUCACCUAUGAACAACUUUGAGUUCUUCAGACCUUUAGUAAGUGACAGUUUAGGUCCAAAGUUAAGAUUUAUGUAACAACAACCAGGGCCAGAACAGGAAGCAAACUCAUGGAGUUUGAUUGACUCAUGGAGUUCAUGGAGUAAGCAGUCAAGCCAAUGAAGUUGAAAAUGGAUGUCACGUUAUGUUUUCUUGCACUCUAUAUGAUACGCUUCGCAACAAAUUUUUUGAUGAAAUCGUUACCAAAUAUAUAAGUUUUUUAAUGAUUUAGAUGUGGAAUCAAAAAUUUUGUUCCUUUUCAACAAUAUUGAUCCAUUUAUUUGUAAAUCACUCGCUGCUUUUAUUUUUGAGACUAUGAAUUGUAGACAUGAUCAUGUAAUUUCAAUUUUUUGACUUAACCAAUUAAUUAUAAUUAUUUACUUUUUUAAGAGAAUAGGUAAUGCCACGUAUGUGAAUGAAAAUACCUUAAUAAACUGUUGUUGUUGUACGUUGUUGUUGACAGGUUGAAGGCCUUGGGUAUAGCUUUCCAAGAUUAAAAUUACCCAUAACCUUGAUUUAUAUCUUUGGUGAGUAUUAAGGUCCGUGAUAUUGUGACCCAGUUUCAUUAAGACAAAAUUUAACCCUAAAGUAAACAUGAUGGGCUCUCAUGAGAAACUCUGUAUCUUGGCUGCCUACAAUGUUUCGCUUCUCAACAAAAGAUCUGAGCUGGUUACAACCAGGUGUUGUUAUGAAAACAAGUUUUUCGCGACUAAUCACCUAACGCACUGCUCCCACCGCCCAUGAAUUUUAAAUUUCUAACUUUAAACUGAAAACACAAUUCAGUGUGAUGAUUGCUUUGUUGGAGUGUGAAACUACGAGUUACAACUUUUAUUCUUUAAUUGCUUUUGUAUUUUGCUCUGCAUAAUUUAUUUUAUGCAUUGAUCACUCCAGGGAUAUAUUUGAAACUAUAUUUUUUAUUGUGUGUUCAUUUUAACAACUUAAUAUAUAUUUUCAACACAGCACUUCAAACACCAGCAUCUCAGAUCUGAUUUUGUUUGGUAAUGUUUUUCACGUACUUCAUUCACAUGUUUAUGUCAAGUGAUUGAAUCAUUUAAUAUGGUUUCUUUAUUGCAGCAUUUAUAACAGAAAUAGUGCACUCAGUUGUUGGAAAAUACAUCUAUAACUUUCAACCGCUGCUUACCAGAACAGAGGUAACUGAAAUCAAUAACUCUUUGGUUAACUAAGCCAUUUUAUUUAGUUUAGCGCAAUAAGCUUUUUUACAUAGCCUGCGUGGCAGGCGCAAAAAGGGGAGGGGGAGGGGGGAGGGAGAAAGUCCCCUCCCCCUCUCCCCAAUCCCCCUCCCCUUUUUCCCUUCCUCUCUAUCCCCUACCCCCUACCCCUUUCGACGCCUGCUACGCAGGCUAUUUUUACACAACACUCCAAACAAAACACAAUUUCUUGAAUGAGUGAACUUUCAGUAUUUGGUUUAGCCUGCGUAGCAAGCGUUUCUGCGCGAGUUUGUCAGGAAAGUUGAGACGAGAGCAAAAAAAAGGAAUGACAGGGGAGGGGGAGGGAAAAGAAGGAAUUCCUCUUCUCCCCUCCCCUUCUCCCUUCCAUCUUUUUUUCUCUAGUUCUAACUUUCGCGCAAUAACUCGAUUGGAAACGCUUGCUACGCAGGCUAUAUUUGGUUUGACAAGCUGUUUUCUAUUUUCUCCCUACAGGUUUACAAGACUGCUGUAACACAUUACUUUAGCAUGAAAAAGGCUCGGAGCCACCUUGGUUAUAGUCCAAAGAAGUAUUCUCUGGAUGGAGUAGUAGAACAUUUUAAAAAGACUGGACACGGCAAACAUAGAAGGCGACCCUCGCGUCUUCUUUAUCAUACAGUUAACAUCAUCAUAGGAAUUAUGUUUGCGUGUUUGAUUCUAAGCUAUCUUCCCAGAGUAGAUACUUCUUCUAUUUCUUGUUAUUCCUAACCAGGUUAUUUUAAUUCAA